UGAGCUCUCCGUAUACCCUUGGGGGAAAUCAUGGGGCGGCGAGGCUUGGCCCCUUAUAAAGGUUCCCUUUGAUCUUCGCAAGAGGACCGCGCAAAAGAGGCACCGAACUUGAUGAGAUCCUCGUUUGCUGUUCUUGCUGCCGUGGCACUGGCCCUUGUGGCCAGUCGGGCCCGUCUCAUCACCGCAUACAGCGCACUCCCUCGUUUUCUCCUUCCCGCGCUCGACCUCGACUUUCUCGAUCAUCCUUGGCAGUCGCUGCGCAUCCUGGUCCAGGUUCAGCUGACUGAAUUCGUCUUCUCGCUCCUCAUUCUCGUCCCACUCCUUUCCGAAUCAACAACGGACAAAGCCGCGUCACACUACCGCUGGCGGCCCAUCCUCCUCUUGCUCGCCACCAUCUACACGGUCUUCUUCUUUGUACCGACGUCCUCUCUCGCCAUACGACCCACUGAUCCGCGGUCGUACCUUCCCCAACGAAUGCUCCAGGUGCUACCGUCAGCCCUGCAGGAAUUUCUCCCGCACAUUGUCCUGGCCCGACGCCUCAACUACAUCUGGCCUUUUACCCGAUUUCUUGCGGUGCUGCACAUGUACAUGUGGGCCACCCAGCCGCGCAACACCUACCUGCCCAGCCCCGUCAAGUACGACGUCGAGUUUCGACUGCAUGGCCUCGAGUGCCGUCCGAUGCGGCUGAACAGCAAGACACGGCCGAACAAAGCGACCGGCUGCCAAGAUGAGGUCCAGAUGUACCCCAGGAGCACGCUCAGCCUCGCUUUUGAGUUGUACUGGCAGCGCCGAAACGUGGCCCUCAGCCAGCAUGGUCCUCCUGCCUCUCCCGCAGGACUGACGGCGGUGGCUCUCAAUGAGCAUGUCAAGCGACAAUCGACACAAGCGGACAUCUUACAGAUCAAGAGAGAGGCCGUUUUUAAUCUCGCGUCCAAGGUCUUCGGCCAUCUUGUCUUCAUCGACUUCCUCGAUUCGAUUGCGGGGACGGAAAGCUGGGGUAAAUUCGGACCCGGCGGUCAGGGCACCGAUGCAUACAGGGACUGGUGGUUUGGCCUAGGACCUUGGCUGAUCGGCAUGUCGACCAUCACCCUGGCCAUGGCUACAGCUGUUCGCAGUCUCUCUAUGCUCUACGUCGUCCUCACACUUGUAGCCGUCCUCGUCACUCCUUCGACCAACACCAUUUUCGUGCUGGCAAACUGGUCCCCGACGUGGCUCAACAGGCCCUACAUGGCAACGACGACGGGCGCCCUCUGGUCCAAGCAUUGGCACAGCAACCUUCGCCCGAUUCUCGUCUCGCUCGCCCACAAGCCGGCCCACGACCUCGCCUCGGUCUGGUAUCCGCGUCUGGGCCGACCUGCUGCCCUUCUCGCCUCCUUCUUCCUCUCUGGCAUGAUCCACGAGAUUGGCUUCUACCCCUCUGCUCGCUUCGUAGAAGUGCGAGACCAAAGGAAGACAGUCGGCUUUGGCGCUGGUGGCUUCGGCGCGACGAGGUUCUUUCUCUGGAGUGCCGUUGCAAUCAUUGCAGAGACGUGGUUCAAGGAGAACAAGGUUGAGCGUCGCCUGGCUCGGCUACUCUACGGUAGCAAAGACGUCGAGCUUCUCAUCGAGAAGCCCUGGAUGAGACAAACGGUCGCCCGUCUCUGGACUGGGACGUUCCUCCUGAUCACCUUUCGCUCAUUUGCCGAUGUAGGUUGCCCCACUUUUUACCUUUCAUCUGUGACGAUAUGGCUUACCCUUUUCGAUGCACGAUGCACGCUAUUGCUCCAGGUGUGGAUGUAUCACGGAGCAUGCCAGGGCGCGUGGUCGUUUCGUUGGUUUGCAAGGCUGUUUCGCAAGCUCGUCUCGCUUCACCACGGUGCUCCUCACGGCGAGACGUCUGCUCCCGAGGCCGCCUUCAACGCAGCCGCCGCUUGAAGAUGACUUGCUAUCAUUAUAUUCGUACAGAGAUAUGUGUCACGCAGUCGUAAAGAUAGAGUCCACUAUUGAUCGCUCUCCUCGUCCUCGUCCUCGUCGUCAUCAGCCUCUGGCUCCUCUU
Molecule: messenger RNA, 2035 nt
Organism: Acaromyces ingoldii
Lineage: Eukaryota; Fungi; Basidiomycota; Exobasidiomycetes; Exobasidiales; Cryptobasidiaceae
Exons: 3
Coding region: 112-1914 (600 amino acids)
Biological process (GO): lipid metabolic process
Source: RefSeq, a predicted model, not a curated record